AUGGCAAAGGAAGCUAUGACUGGCAAGCAGCCAAAAUAUGGUGAUCACUUCUUUACUCCCAAGCGUCUGUGGUAUAGAGUAGUGACUGAAUACUUGGAAGAAAGAACUCAGCAGCAACCUGAGAACCCAUUCGCGAGUCUGAUUCCAGACCAGGAAAUUGCCAUUAUUCCAAACUUCACUCUCGAGUCUGGAGUUACUCUACAGAAUGUACCGUUGGCAUAUACAACGCGAGGAAAGCUGUCUCCAAAUGCAGACAAUGCUAUGGUCAUCUGUCAUGCCUUAACGGGCUCAGCUGAUGUUAGUGACUGGUGGGGACCUCUUCUCGGCGGUCCUGGCCGGGCAUUUGACACUUCUAGAUUCUUCAUUGUCUGUAUGAACAGUUUGGGUAGCCCCUAUGGCACGGCCAGUCCAGUAACCGUCAAGGAUGGCGACCCGAGCAACGAGAGAUACGGCCCCGAAUUUCCUCUUACUACAAUCAGAGACGAUGUCAAUUUGCAUAAGCUUCUUCUCGACGACCUAGGCGUACGCCAGGUAGCUGCCGUCAUAGGUGGAUCCAUGGGCGGUAUGCUUGUGCUUGAGUGGGCGUAUUUCGGUAAGGAUUAUGUUCGGAGUAUUGUUCCGAUCGCUACUUCAAGCCGCCAUAGCGCUUGGGGAAUUAGUUGGGGCGAAGCCCAACGACAGAGCAUAUAUGCGGACCCAAAGUAUGAUGAUGGAUAUUAUUCAUUCUCCGAUCCACCUACAACUGGCCUUGGAGCCGCACGUAUGUCCGCCCUUUUGACCUACCGGAGUCGGAAUUCCUUUGAGGCACGGUUUGGGCGCAAUAUCCCGGACCCGGCUAGGCGCCAGACCAUCAGGGAAAGACCCCGCCCGAACACUCCAUCCGAGGCUCAUUUUCAUAUUCACAAUGAUGGACACAAGACAACUCGGUUAUCAAGGAACAAUAGCCACGCCAGCGAGGCCGAUGCGAGCAUCCAUAAUGAUACCAAUGGUCAAUCCCUGGACCCCCAAUUCUCCGGCCCGAAGAUAGACAUUUCUACUGGAAGUGAUUCGUUGCCAACGACAACCUACUUUUCAGCUCAGUCAUAUCUUCGCUAUCAAGGCGGGAAAUUUGUCAAGCGCUUUGACAGUAACUGUUAUAUUGCGAUUACGCGGAAACUAGACACGCACGACGUCUCUCGAUACCGCGCUAGUACCAUCGCCGAGGCACUCGCUCUCAUUGAGCAGCCUACCUUAGUUCUGGGGAUUGAAAGUGACGGGCUCUUCACAUUUGCAGAGCAACAGGAGUUAGCGGAGCACAUCAAGAAUGCCCGGCUUGAGAAGAUAGACAGCCAAGAAGGCCACGAUGCCUUUCUGUUGCAGUUUGAACAAGUCAACAAGUAUAUCCUAGAGUUCCUACACGAGACGCUGCCGGAUAUUAUGAAUAGAGAAGGUGAGCACGUGGAGGCGGCUAACGUCGGUCGGAUAACUAAAUCGAGCACUUUCGGGGAGGCAGAAGUAGAAGUAGAAGAUAUCACGGCGUGGUGA
Molecule: messenger RNA, 1524 nt
Organism: Daldinia childiae
Lineage: Eukaryota; Fungi; Ascomycota; Sordariomycetes; Xylariales; Hypoxylaceae
Product: Homoserine O-acetyltransferase
Exons: 3
Coding region: 1-1524 (507 amino acids)
Biological process (GO): L-homoserine metabolic process
Molecular function (GO): homoserine O-acetyltransferase activity
Source: RefSeq, a predicted model, not a curated record